Molecule: messenger RNA, 4252 nt
Organism: Galleria mellonella (greater wax moth)
Lineage: Eukaryota; Metazoa; Arthropoda; Insecta; Lepidoptera; Pyralidae
Exons: 5
Coding region: 294-2990 (898 amino acids)
Biological process (GO): peptidyl-serine phosphorylation; signal transduction
Cellular component (GO): cytoplasm; nucleus
Molecular function (GO): ATP binding; protein serine/threonine kinase activity
Source: RefSeq, a predicted model, not a curated record
UUGAUCGGUUGAUUUCUAACAACAUGGCGAUCUUGUAAUCAGUUGUUGGAUAUCGUAUAAUUUUUAUUUCAAACAUUUGAAUUACAGUGUAAAUACGUUUAUAUGUGCCGCUAAAUCUUCACAUAUAUCAUUAACAUCAUAUUGUUUAUAAUUAUUAUUGUUCAUAACUAUUUCCUUUACGUACAGAAAGAGAUAUAUGUUGUUUAGAUUGUGGAAACUUACUUUGGCAUACAUAUAUUACUUGAAGAUCAUUGAACUUAAGAAUUUCGUCAUAGUAUCCUAAUGUUGUCGUGAUGCCGAGGCGAAGUACAGAAGUAGCACAGCUCCCUAUGCCGCCAAGGAAGAAAAAUAAAAUUGUUGAAGAGCCGCCAAGUCUGGACGUUAGUUUCUCCGAUGAUGAGGCAUUACCACCGGGUAUAGUAUUCACUGAUGUCCAGCAGAAGAAAUGGCGCAUUGGAAAACCUAUUGGUCGAGGUAGUUUUGGGCGCAUAUAUCUUGCUUCAGAUGAUGUGAACAAAGAAGUGACAAAAUUGAAUGCAAGAUAUGUGGUGAAAAUAGAACCACACACAAAUGGACCACUAUUUGUGGAAAUACAUUGCUUAAUCAGAUCUGCACAGGUUUCUAAAGUAAAAUCAUGGCGACAACAAAACAAACUAAAGCGCCUUGGCAUGCCAGUUUACAUCGCCAGUGGAUCAUUCACAGAUGAUAGUACAGGAAUGAAAUAUCGUUUUCUUGUAUUACCCCGAUAUGAUAUUGAUCUGCAAAAAAUUAUAGCUAGAACCAAGGUAUUAGAUCUGAAAAAUGUUCUAGUGCUAGCCAUACAAAUUUUGGAUGUAUUGGAGUAUUUACAUAGCCAAGGCUAUACACAUUCAGAUAUAAAAAGUUCCAAUCUUAUGCUCGGCUUUGCUGGCUCUAAAUCAGGACAAGUUCCUUCCAUAAAAAUCACACCAUCAUUCCAAAAAGAGACUAAAGAAGUUGCUGUACUAUCUGGAAAGCAUAGAAAGGCUAAAAAUGGAAAAUAUAGAUCUUCUAAUUACUAUGACGAUGAAGACUUUGUUAUCAGAGAUUAUAAAAGUCCAAGUUCUGAAGAUAGAUCAGAAAAUGACAAGAGAUUAGCAAAUGUUAAAAGAAAGUUGAGAAAAAUUCUCUCGGAUAGAGACAAUAGGACCUUACACCGACAUCAUGCAUUCAACUUGAGACAGCUGUCUAAUUAUGUAAACUAUGAGGAUUUAAAUAGUUCUGUUUGCUCUGAUCAAUCAUAUCAAAGAUUACUGGAUGACUUUGGGAAUAAUUUCAUACGUACAACAGAAGAGUUCAGAGAAACUAAAAAGACAAACCAACAAAAAGAAUUUGUGGAUGAGUUAAAUGACUUAUACAGGGAAGCAAUACAAUCACAAUCUAAUGGGCAAAUUUACUUGUUAGAUUAUGGAUUGGCCUCAAAAUUUUUAGAUUCGGAAGGUAAUCACAAAGACUUUGGUAUGGAUGCUAGAAAAGCUCAUGAUGGCACAUUAGAGUACAGUUCAAGAGACUCGCAUAUUGGAGCUCAUUCACGUCGCUCUGACUUGGAAACACUUGGUUACAAUUUAUUGGACUGGUUAACGGGUACCCUGCCUUGGAAGACCACAGAAGUACUUGCCGAACCAGAUUUGGUACAUGCUCUAAAGAAAAAUUUCAUGGGAGAUAUAAAAUUACUAUUGAAAACUUGUUUUAAGACUGAAUUUUUCCCACAAUUUAUGGAGAAAUAUUUGCAAUAUAUUACAAGUCUAGAUUUCACUGAACAACCAGAUUAUGACUAUUGUAGGAACUUAUUUAGAAGUGAGUUAUUGAAAACUAGUAAUAUUGGUGAUAAAGAAGUACUUCUCAACUUUACAGAAGUACCUAUAUCACCAAUGAAACGGAACAAACUAUGUUAUUCAAAAAGAUUUGGUAAGAAAAAUUCACCUCCUGAUUUCUUAUCUAGAAAGGGAAUAAAAACUGCAUAUGAAAGAGAAAAUGUUUAUUCCUUAGAAAAUGACCUCAAAUUGGAAUUAUUAAAACAAACGCUAAACACCUCUAGUGAUGGAAUUCGUAAACCUUGUACCUCCCGAAACUUCUUUAUAUCUGAUGCUGAUUUGGUGGCUCGUCUCAAGAAGUCAUUAAUGCCGCUCGACAUACUUGGCAAGAAAUUGUCACCGAAAAACCUACGUUCUAAAAAGAAAACUAUUCAGAAACGGAGGGGUGUGAAAAGGCACAGAAACAGUAUUGGAAAGUUUGGGAACUUUAUGGGGUCUGCAAGACAAUUCACUUGGGCUGAAAUAUUAGCUGGUAACCCAGAAGACAUAAUCCGUAAAGAACGCAAUGUUGCUAUGGUAGAUGAUGAAGAUGAUGAUGAUGAUGAAAAUACUUGCAAAUAUAGAAUCAGAAAGUUAUCCAAUGCUUCAUCAGAUGGUUCUAUUGAUCAUCUCCAAUCACCGUUGAUGCAAAAAGAUUACUUCCAAGGAAUAAAUCCUACUUAUGCAAUGAAGGAAGUAUUGGCUAACUUCAAGAAAAAAGCUGCAGGCAAAGUGACUAAAGACUCUGAAGAAUGUCCACAAGGUUUAGAAGGUUAUACUCCAGCAAUGAUCAAAAUAUACAGAAUAAAAGAGAAACGAGAAGCUAAAGAAAAACUUGAUGCAUUGAAACAACAGAGUUCGGCGAAAAAGGAAGUAGUGCAAGUACAACCAAGAUGCACAAGGUCCAUGAAGAAGAAAUAUGUUCAAGUAAUUGAACCCAAACCUCGAGUGACAAGAAAGAAGACUGUCAGUAUGGAUAGUGAGAAAAAAAUUGAUAUAGAAAUAGUUACUCCUAAGAGCAAUAAUAACACCAGAAGUAGAAAUAAGGCUGCUAUGAAAAAAGAAGUUAAAAUUAUUGAAAAAGAAAAAUCGCCACUGAGACCUAAAAAAAAAAGAUGCUCCAUCAUCAUUCCCAACAACCGGAGACGUCUACGAAGCAGUAGGCGCAAGCAAAAUUAGUGGAGCUGCUACUAGUUUCUUUGUCCGAUUAUAUUGUUUUAAUGCAUUGUAGAUUUAUAACUCCAAACUCUGGAUACGGAACAAUUUAGAAUGUAGAACGUACAACUUUAUCCUUCACCUGUUCCCUACACUCGUGUAAUGUUGUAAUUACGCGUUAAUAAAACUGAUAUUGAUAAUUUUUUUGAUUAAUUAGAAUGUAUUUAUUUUUGUAUCUCCCCAUUUUUCGUGGAAAUAAAUCUUACAAUGAUCUGAAGUCUGCUUUCUAGUUUAUUCCGUAUUCUGAACCAAAUAAGUGUUGUGCCGCCUUGUGUCUGACAAUAUUGAUGAUAUUAUUUUGUCAUUUAAUAAUGUCGUAAUCAUAAUUCAUUAUGUAUUAGAAUUAACAUUCUUAGUUACAACCAGAAAUAUUGAUUUAUUACAACUAAAGAUUUCUAUAAUUUCAAUAUUCUUGCAGUAUACCAAAUGACCUUUUUUAUGUAUUUUAUUUAAAUCAAAAUCAUUAUUGAAAAAAUGUAUGUCUAAGUAUAACAUAAGUUCACAAAAUUGUGACAAUAUUCGAAUUAUUGAAAUUCGAAUCAAUCAAUGUAAAUAAAAUUCAAGUUUAUUUGAUCAGUUUUUAUUAUAAUAUUACUCACACAGCUGAAUAAACUAAAUUCAAUGUCGCGAUUGCUGCAUUACUGCAUUGUUUAUCGUAUUUUUAAAUCUAUAAAAGUAAUUAAUAAAAAUAUUAAUAUACUUUUUUAUUAAUUUGGUGCGAGGAAUUAAACCACCAUUGGUAUACACUAAUAAAAAUUUUUGGGAGAACUAUGAAUGUGGGAAAAUCAGACUGUGAUUUUAAUAGAUGUGUUUUGUAGUUUUACUAUUUACAAUUUAUAAAAUUACAGCGAUAUUUUACGUUUCGUACCAAGAUUUCACUAUAUUUUCGUCUUAGGCUUAUUGCCUAACGCGUCACUUAAUUAAAUAUUAGCCACCUAAUAAAAAAAUAUAGAAACUAUGUAAAUAAUAAAACAAUAGUGCUAGGUAUUUUGAAUGACUUGUUUGCGUUUUAGACAUUUAAGUAUAAUGUACCUACCUAUCGCAAAAUUUACAAUUAAAAAAUAUACAUCGCACUUGAAUAUUCUCGCUGUUGGGGUAUCAACGCGAUUUUUGGCUUAAUAUUUUUUUUUUGCAUUUAGUAUUUUAACGGAAUUCUGCGAAAUAUCCGUUUCGAAUAUUUUCUUGUGUAAUUCUCUUGUAGAUGAAUAAAGUGAUUUGUUAUAAUA